AUGCUCAGAUUAUCCUCAAACUCCUCAGAUUAUCCUCAGACUACUCCUCAAACUCCUCCUCAGUCUAAUCCUCAGACUCCUCCUCAGAUUAUCCUCAAACUCCUCAGACUACUCCUCAAACUACUCCUCGGUCUAAUCCUCAGACUCCUCCUCAGAUUAUCCUCAAACUCCUCAAACUACUCCUCGGUCUAA
Trichomonas vaginalis G3 is the source of this 192-nucleotide messenger RNA. RefSeq lists its product as uncharacterized. The record is from RefSeq and is a predicted model, not a curated record. Lineage: Eukaryota; Parabasalia; Trichomonadida; Trichomonadidae. The transcript has a single exon. Bases 1 to 192 code for a protein of 63 amino acids.